Molecule: messenger RNA, 14324 nt
Organism: Aplysia californica (California sea hare)
Lineage: Eukaryota; Metazoa; Mollusca; Gastropoda; Aplysiida; Aplysiidae
Exons: 1
Coding region: 126-3473 (1115 amino acids)
Biological process (GO): base-excision repair
Molecular function (GO): single-strand selective uracil DNA N-glycosylase activity; oxidized pyrimidine nucleobase lesion DNA N-glycosylase activity
Source: RefSeq, a predicted model, not a curated record
UAUGCACGUAGCGUCUCAGGCAUGUUUUGGAAGCCACCAGGCGAAUCAAUUAAACUCUGCUUUGUCUUGCACAUCAAUCAGCGUAGUCGUUGUUGUGCGGGUAAGUAGGUUUGGAUAGAAGCACCAUGUCAUCGUCGUCUCCCUGGGACGCGUACUCGCAGCACACAGGGCUCACCUCCUCCCUGGAGCCCUAUGCUCACCCUUUCUCCACCGACAUGCGAAACCUGGCCGGAGGGACUGGAGCUCCUGGCAUGAGCAGCCUGACAGGGGAGAGCAUGCUCGGGUACCCCAAGUCCAGCGAUUUGUCGGCUGCCGCAAAUCUGAAUCUGGCGUCUCCGUACGGUGCGUAUGGGCAGUCGUAUCCUGGGAUGCCAGAUCUAGGGUUCCCGGGCGCCUCCCUGAGGCCCAGCUCGGCGACUCACUCGCCCGUUGCUGCGGCAGCGGAAAACCUCCCAGCAUCCUCCCCUCACGGACAGUAUUCCGGCACACCCACCUCGGAGACCCAGUCGUCGUCUCCCGCCUUCUCCAACUCGACGUCUCUGUACACCCCGAGCACCAUCUCCAGCAGCAUUGCCUCCAGCCCCUACGCCCAGGCCUUUGGGAGCAGCAGCAGCUCUGCCGCCGAAUCGGGUUCGAGGGGCCCGCACUUUUCGCCGUUCGCCCAGUCCUACGGGUACCCGAUGUACGGCUACAACCAGGUGGGCGGUUUCCCGACUGCCAACUCUCUGGACGGGGUCAACCGCUACAUGAGCGGCAUCUCCUCGUCCCAGCUGAUGCAAUCCUCGGCCAUGGGCCUCUACUCCAACAGCCAGGCGGGCCAGAUGCCGUUCGCCUACCACCCCUCCAUGGGGUGGAGCCCCAGUGCUAUCCCAGGGUUCCAGUUGAAGGAGGGAGCAGAUCUCAUGUCGCCGGAAGAGCUGGAGCGCUACCGCUACCGCCAGCUGUCCAACCCGUACUUCCCGGGCCUGCCGCCCGGGGGCCCGCCCGGACGGAACUUUCCCCCCCACCCCUUACAGCAGGGUAUGAUGAGGAGCGGCCCGUUCCUGGACGACCGCGUGCACAGCCCUGCUCCAAAGAAACCCAAGAAAUCCACAGAGGAGGCGGAACGGCCCCCGACGCCAGCCCCAAGGGAUCCCGCGUCGUUUCACUCGCAGAGAGGUAUCUACUUGUUCACAUCCAACUCCGAGCCGGGAAACCCCAAGUUUUAUGGUGACAGAUACGUUCUUUACGAGAAAGAUUUGUGUGAAAAGCUGUCUCGUGUUAGCCUUCCGGGGAAAAUCCAGUAUGUUUACAAUCCUCUUGAGUAUGCAUUUGAAUCCCAUUUAAAGUUUGUGCGCCGGUUUUGCACUGGGGAGAAAUACAUAUUGUUUGUUGGGAUGAAUCCAGGACCUUUUGGUAUGUCUCAAAAUGGUGUACCGUUUGGAGAAUGUCAAAUUGUGAAAGAGUGGUUGCAGAUUGAUGGGGAAGUAUUGAAGCCUGUAUUGGAGCACCCGAAGCGACGUGUCGUCGGGCUGGAUUGUUCUCGGUCCGAGGUCACCGGGGGGCGGUUCUGGCAACUGUUCCGAACUCUUUGUCACACUCCAGAACAUUUCUUCAGGACAAGCUAUGUGCACAAUCUAUGUCCUUUUGCCUUUUUAACGGACACUGGUAAAAACGUCACCCCUCCUCAGUUAACGUCGUCUGUUUUAGACCAGAUCAACGCGUUGUGUAACGCCACUCUGGUCGAAGUUGUCCGGCUACUAAAAUGCAAGUACGUCAUAUGCAUUGGGAAGUAUGCCCUGGCCCAGGCUCAGAAAGCAUUAUCUGCCGACGAAUUCAGUGGCAUCACCUUGGAAUGUUUGAUGCACCCCAGCCCCAUCAACCCUGCUGCGAACAAGGGCUGGGCGGAUAUAGCCAUCAAACAGUUAACGGAAAUAGGUAUCAUUGAAAUCAUUCAGUACGGAAGGGUGCCCUACCAGCCUCAGAGCCAGCCUCCCCCUUCCUUGUCUCACCCACCUCACGCCUCUUCCUCAUCCUCCAUGAGUCACCAUCCGCAUCACCACCACCCUUACCACAACAAGCAAUCUCCGGGUCACUACGGAUUUCAGUCACCUCCCGUUCAGUCAUAUCACCACUCGCCAGCUCAAGGGUCCAACAACAACCACCACGGCCAGUCUCCGGCGCACGCUUCCGGCCUGAGUCAGUCCCCGGCUCACGCCCCGUCUGCGCGGAACCAGUCAUCGCCUGCCCACGCCUCGUCCCGCGCUCAGUCAUCCCCGGCACAUUCAUCCUGUAGUCAGUCUCCGGCCCAGCCCCAGCAGAACCAGGUGGCGGCCGCCAACCAGUCCCCCAGUCAGACCACAGGUAGCGGCAGCAGCAGCAGCACCCUUCCAGGACAGCCGUCCUCAGAGCAACUGCAGGACGGGCAAAAACUUUUGAACAAAGACAAUGGGGAGAAGGGGGGCUCGCAGGACUCCUCUCUAGACUCGUCUGCCGCGGCCGCAGAGAAGACUCAGGAGGGCAAGGGCUUGCCCCAGCUGAACACAAACGGCAUUCCAGCAUAUUCAGGGGAUUCACAAGGUCAUGAAAACGGGUUGCAGAACCCUCACAGCGAGCCCGGCUCGCAGGGAUCGGAGGUGUCCAAGGGCAACUCUCCCAGUAUACAGUAUCCUUCCGCAGGAAAUCCACAAGUGAACGCAACAGACUCUCAGCUGCAAAACCCCCAGAUGAGCUCUGCGAACCCCCAGAUGACCAGCAGUAGCCAGAUGAACACGACAAAUCCGCAGAUGCACAUGCCCCUGGGCUCGGGCCACCCCCACAUGGGCAUCGGCAUGUCCAUGUCGGACUCGCCAAACCUCCAGCAAGGCGCUCCGGUGGACCAGCACGCCAGCCUGACCAACCAGCAGAUCGGCUCGCCGCAGAUGAGCAGCCAGAACUCGCACCUGGGUGUGUCCCAGAACUCGCACCUGGGCUCCAUGAACUCCCACAUGGCCUCCUCCAUGGGGGCGCACAUGGGCAUGGGCUCGCAGAUGGGGAUGGGCGUCGGGGUGCCGAUGGGCCGGGACCAGGGGAUGAGCCUCCACGGCCAGAUGGGCUCCAUCAACCCCUACAGCCAGCAGCAGCUGGACAUGUCCCAGAUGAGCGGCAGUUACGGCGCCGGCCCCAACAGCAUGUCCCUCAACAGCUACUCGGGCAUGCGGCCCAGCAGCUCGGAGAUGCCGGGCUACGCGGCCUCCCACAUGGGCCUGCAGAACCCGUCGGCCAUGGGCAUGGCCUCGAUGAGCAGCAUGCACUCGUCGGCCGGCGGUGGUGGGCCCAUGUCCGCGCAGCAGCUGGGCAUGUUCAACCCGCACAUGAGCCGCAUGAUGGGCCCGCCGGAGCAGCAGAUGGGCAUGCACGCCGGCCUCAGCUCCAUGUACGACAGCGGCCAGCUGGGCAAGGAGAUACCGCCCUACGGAGGCCACUACACCGAUAAGCCGCCCGAGUGCAGUUAGUCGCGGCUGGUGGUGGUGGUGGUGGUAGGAGGUGUGACGCCGCGCAACCUAGUGGGGUUUGUUUUGUUUUUCUUUUCUUUCUCUUUAAAAAAUUUUUUUUUUAGAAAGAGUUUUGUUGGCUUGGGGACAUGCAUGUUAUUCAUAUUUGGUUGCUUGUUUGUAUUGUUAUGAAUUGUUGUGUUUUGGGGUCUUUUCUUUAUUUUUUCUUUCUUUUUUUUUUUUUUCUUUCUUUGUUUUGUUUUUGUUCAAAGUUCCAUGAUUUAGUGUCAGAAGGUUCAGGAAGUGAAGAAUCCAUGUGACAGAUCAGAAAAUUCCUCGCACACAUCACUUUCAUCUCAUGAUUUUAUUUUAACCUUAGUUGUCUCUGGUCCACUGAUAUUUUUGUCGCAUUGUUUUAUCUUCGAAAAGGAUGUCAUCUUUCUCUUUGUAUGAAAAUGUUUUUAGACCCAUUUACCUUGAUGGGGGUCCUUAUUUUAUUUUUAGGGACGAUAAGUAUCAUCAUCUGAAGGUAAUGCUUUAACUUUUAUGUCAUUUGUAUAUAUUGUAAAAUGUAUAGUCAGUAUAGUUAUUGAUGGUAAGAUGUAUUUUUAUAGAAUUAUCUACGUAUUGGUCUCAUGAAAGAAAUAUUUUGUAAUGUGUAGAUAACAUAUUCCUACAAUUUGUUUCAUGAAGCAAUGCUUAAUAUACCUUGUCAACAAAGUGUACUGAGUGUAAGUGUAUGCGUACACUUAUUAUAUAUUAUGUGAGAGGGAGUGUUUGAUUAUGAUGUCUUGACGUUGUUGUUGAAUGGUUCGACGUUGGUUGUUUGGAAUAUAUAUUAUAUAUAUAUAUACAAUACUUUGGUUGUCUCUUGCUAUGUUCCUGUUUGUUUGAAUGCCUGUCCUUUCAAGACUGCAGAGCAGAAUUAGUUUCUGUACCCCUAAACGCUGGACCAGAAGCAUCACUGCAUCUUCACUGGACACGACGUUCAGAUUCAAAAUCUUCGUGUUUACACACCAACCAAACUCAGUCUUCCGCUACUAAUUUACUAGGGAUGAUGUGUGUGUGUGUGUUUUUAUCUAGGUUCUGUUCCAACGUCCUCCGCACAGACACCCCCAGUUGUCUGCUCCCUCUCCAACAAUGUCUUUUUUGUAUAUUUUGUACCUGGUUGUUCAUUCGUUGUUUCAGAACUUUUUUUUGACAAGGGUAUUGUUUGCUGAAGAGUGUAUGUUGUACUUGCAGAGCGGCAGUGAUGUGGCAGAAUUGUGCGUGUGAGAGAGAAGAGGAUACAGCACACUAAAAUGAGGACAAAAGUUGGAAAAAUAUAUCACUCUGGUCAGAGUGCGGGAUAUUUUUAGCACAUUUUUAAAAUUUGAUUUAUUUGGGGUAAGGGAGGGGAGGGGGGUGCUUUGCUGAUUUUUGAGUCUGAAAUAUGUUGAAACAGUCUUUUAAAAGAUUUUUCUGGUAUUUCUAUGCGGCACUCUUUUAUGAAACCCUCUUUUUUUUUUCAUCUUAAAGUUAAUGGUUAAACCAAUCUUUUUGUCGUGCACAGGAUUUCCUAUUUUCAGUCUACGGCAAAAUACCUUGUAACGGACAUGAAUCGUUACUUAUAUUACUCCUCUUCCUUUGCUGCUGCGAUCUUGCAGUUCAUUUAUAAAUUAGGAUAUUAUAUAUAAAAGUUGUUCAAAUUAUUUGUUUUAUUUGGCUAAAAAUAUUGCUGUUAUCGCUGUCAAUGCAAGUUGUGAGAUUUUUAUGAUUGAGAGAAAUGAAUGGUCAUGACUGCGUGUGAGUAGAGAUCUCUCCACAUGUUGCAACGGCAGCGGGAAUCACAAAGAUUUUUAAGCCUGACAAAUUCUUUAUAUGAACAGAAAGAUAUUGAUUUUUUUGUUGUGCACAAAUGGAAGUGACAGUGCUAUAUUGGGGGCAUUUUACAUUUUAUUCAAGAAAGUUCAGCUCUAGUCCACGCUUUCUUCAAAACCUACUUUUCUUUGUUUGUUUGGGUUUUUUUGUUUGUUUGUUGCUGUUUUUUUGCUUUUUUAAUCCCAUGCUUUACUGUAUGACACCAUUUUUGUCUUAUGUUUUCCUUUCUUUUUCAUGAUUGUCUUCCUGGCUGGUCCGCUCUUCUAAACUACCGUUACAACCACAUAAUGUAAUUUGCAAAUUUACAUGCUAGUGAAAGUUUUUGCCACUGAUGUAGAUUUGUCAGGUUCGGUUUGGUGAGAGUUUGAUGGCCCGGUUACACGUAACGAUAAAUUGUGUCAAAUUCGUCGUGUGCGAAAACUAUCCGUUUUAUCGACUGUGUAGUCUGUUUAGACGUUCGGAUCUGUCGUCCAGUUUUCUUUUGAUCAGGGAGAUUCCUAGUAAUUGACUUGGCUGCAGAUGUGCAACGCACCGGGUGACCUUGAUACACAACUUCACCAUUGAUGAUCAACUGAAUAAUAAAAAUGGUAAAUUGUACAUAAUUACGCAUCAAAUCAGGUUCCUGGAGAGCAACCUUACUUAGUUUGAGACGCUGUUUCCGAAUAUGAAAUCAGUUUUACCUGCGAUAAAUAUUUUUAAAUUUUGAGCCCUAAGUUAAUCCAGCGCAGCGGCAAAUUUCCAAGUGAUUCUACAUCACAGCGUGUCUCCCCCAAAACUGACAGUGAUCGCACGGAAAAUAUCUAGCAGCGCUUGAUUUCUCAACCGAGUCUUCAAGCCAUCGUCCAAGCUUUGUACAAUUUUGUGCUUACACCUGAUGAUUUGUCUCAUGAUCGAUAGAUCAUCCAGUUUUUGUACAAUUUAUUGUUGCGUGUAACCGGGGCUUUACUGCGCUCGUAAGUUAACUGCAUAAGGUCAUAUAUGAGGGGGCAUGGUAGAUUUGUCAGUCUGCAAAUCUUUUCCAAUAUUUAAAUUUCUUUAGCGGCAACAGUUUCAUUUGAAUUCGGAGUGUAGCUUUCCUUGCAUUCCUUUUUUAAAAUAGGGUAGGGUACAGUUUUUCUGCCUUUUGUGAUAUUUAUAUGUUCGAGCUAUUCAGUUUCAGGAAUUUUUUUUCCUCUGAAAAUGAAAGUUCAUGUAUGUCCCCGCUACCCAUCUUUUCCUUCCCCUUGGUACUCGCUGGUCCUGGGUGCUGGGUUUCCCUUAACCUUAUUGUCACCGUCUCUUGAUACGUGUGGUCAUAGGCUGCUCCCGUCACUGCUUUUUUUUGCUGUACACAGCUGCACGCGUUCGAGAGUUCGAGUCUGUCGUUAAGCCCAGGUGGCAAGACUAGCUGUUCUUCAACUCUGAAUAGUGCUCAUCCUGUAAUAAAUAAUGGUUAGUAAUAUAGUGAUGCAUAGCCAUCCAUCAAUUUCUGAUGUCGACCUAUGUAUCUGUAGAGGAGAAUAUUUCUGAAAGAGAAAUAGAAGAAUCAAGAGUUAGUUAAGAUGACUUUUUGUCUUCUGGUGUUGCCAGUGAGACCACUUCUGGUAGGGGAGAGUGCUCUCUGUAGUCUUUGUGAAGCUUCCCCCUUUUCUCGUGUCUGCUAGAGAGUUGGAUAAUAUAUAUAAUGCAGGGCGGUUGGGUAAGUGAAUAUUGAUUAUUAUAUAUAUACUUUUCGCUGUUCAGAACCUUGUGUGUGUUGGGAGGAGGGGUGGUGGUUAUAAACUUUAAUAACAGCCGGGUUCGAAGUUGUUCAGGGCUGGUUCAUUUUUUUCAUUGUCUUCAGUGUAAAGCUCACGAAGAGAGUCUAGUUGAAAUGUAGCUCAGAAGAUGAGAGUGAUCAAAUUCCUUUUUAUUUUUGAUUAAUGAUUGGGAUUUGGGGGGGGGGGGAACAAAUUAAUGUGCUGGCAAAUGUAGCAUCUUUUAAAUUUUCCUGUAGACCUUGAUGGCAGUUUGAGUUUUGGUUUCUGUGCUAGAAUCCAGUGGCUCAACUGACUUUUUGAAAAGAAGCAGCUGAUCUGUUUUGCACCGGGUACGCAUAUAUUAUUAUACCUUUUCUUUGUCAACUUCCUUACAGAACCAUCGUGUUGUUUAUGUUUAUGAUUCCAUUUUUUCCCCCCCCCAGUGUUUUGAUGCAUUAUUUUACCUCUCUUUGAAUCUCAGUUGGAAAAAGAGUUGUUUUUUUUUUUUUUACAAAGCAAAAAUGUGUCUUCUAUUAGAAAGAAGCCCAUUUGGUGCUUACUGUCUCACCAGCAAACUAUUAUAAUUACCCUGCGAGCAGCUGAAUCCACAGCUUUACUCAGUGCUAACCCGAAUUAUGUGUGCAGUUCUGUAUUAUGUGAGCUGUACUGAAUUAUAUGUCCUGUACUGUAUUAUGUGUGCUGUGCUGUAUGUGCCAAUAUUGUCAUGUUCAUCGUGUGUGUGUCUUCACACAUGGUAUAGUAUAGAGAGAGAGGGAUGAGCGAGAGUCGGGGAAAAUUUGAAACGUUGCGUCGGGAUACUUGAAAUAUUUUGAUGACUUAUUGAUGUGUACGAUGGUUGAAAACAUGGGAACAAGAGUUUAUAAUGUGAAAGAACUCCUGAAUGUUCACUGCCGUGUGCGUCAUUCCUGGACUUCAGUCUUCUCUCUCAAUGUUAAGUGUUACACGAGUUCAGCAGUGAGAAUCUUUUCGGUGUUCCUGGGUUUCCUCAGAGCAGGCCUACUCUGUGCUUGAGUUUGUCGUGUGGUGUUGUGAGGUGUGGAGAGAAAAAAGUGAGGCUUGUUGUGCAAUGCGUUUGUGAGGAAACGACGUGACUUUGUUGGUACGAACUGAAAGGGGGGGAAAAACCAAACUGUUUGACAUUGUGCCUGUAGCGUUCUUGAACUGAAUGCGAAGAAGCACCAGUACCAAUAAUGUAUGCGUGUUGUGUUCUCCGAUGAUGAUUCAUGAUGACCGCCUGUUUCUGCUCUGUUCAGAGAUUUGUGUUUUCUGUGGCUUGCUAAUUUGUGACGGCAAGUUGGCAGUAUAAUCAAAGAAUUGUGCGUCUUUUCGUGUGGAAAAACCAAAGCUACUGGCUCAAUGGAAAGUAUUAAAAGAAAAUGGUGAGGUCUUAGUUUUCUCCUCUCCUGUGGAUUGAAAACACUGUUUUAGUGUGUGUCUGUGAAGGUUUGAUGGUGACUUUUUGUCAUAGCUGUCUCAAAUGAAAUUAUUUUUUAUAGAAUUGCAAAGUUUGAUUUUGCGUUUGUUGGUUGUUGGGUUGUUUUUUCAAAAGUGUGCUUCUGAACCUGACAUGGAGUUGAAAGGAAGCCCUCGAAAGGGAAACUUUCUUUCCAUCUUUGAGCUCCGAUUUCAGCAACUGUUUGGAGUUACCAAAUUUUUUCCCCUAAUCGUUCUGCUAUUCUUAUGUUCUGAAGUUUGAAUAUGAAGGCCAUGGGUGUCGGAGCUAUGUGUCUUAGUAUUUCAUGCUCUUUAGUAUUUCGGGUGUUCUGUCAUCUCCAUCUUGAGUUUGGAACAUUGGAUGUAGUUUUGACUAUUUUUUAAAGAUCGCCAAGAUCCAUCGUUUGUUGCAGGGCUUGUACAUUGGGCAUUCAGGAAAAAGUCUUCAAGUGGGUUCUAGUAACGCUUUGUCGUGAGAAGCAGAAUUUUUUUGUAUGAGCUUGCUUUACCACUUAUUGUUUCCUUUGACUUUGAAUUUGAUUUUGAUAAAGUCGUCUGAUGGAAGAUAGCGCUUAAGUUUUUUGGGUGUCCAAAAAGCAAAGUGUCUUUGCUUACGUGUUCUACCAGUGCACGUUUACUUGUGUUGACCAUGGUGGUUGAUAUUGUACACGUUUUAUCCUUGUGCAUGUGUACGGCAUCACUGGUUGUAGAUGAAGAUGUCGUCAGUGAAGCGUCUGUACUUGGAUAUAUCAAUAAAUAAGUCGUAGUUCCUUGGGUUGGACAUUGAUUGAGAGAGGGCUUGGUCUUUACUGAUGAAAAGAAUAAUUUCUUUAUGAUUGACAAAAGUAGUUUCGAAGGUGGAAGACAUUGAUCUAUCCUCUCAACAAAUCUCCAAGCCAGUAGAAAGUGUUUCGUAAAAGAUAAGAAACGUAUAAACUCCAUCCGAAUUUGCAUACAGCAGACCUCUAGAAGGCUAUAUAUCUGUGUGUUUGAAAACUUUGCAUCCGAUUACUCCAAGGUGGAUUUUUUUUUUUUUAAAUUGUUUUUUAAGAAAGUGAAAUGAGCAAGUAAAUACUUAGAUACUCUUGUGAAAUGAAUCAAAUGAUGAUUACUGGUUGGAUAAAACGUCCCCUUUCGCUUGUAAUUUAUAAUAUUAUUUCCUUCAGCGGUGUUUCGAAAUUGACACAAAAGAUCGAGGCGAAGCACACCAUUCGUUUUUGCAACUAUGAGGAAUUGAGCGGGGACACAAUUACGGCAGUCAGCAUUUGACGGCAAACGGUUGUUGUGUUGUUUUUAUGUGUGAACUUUACACUGGAAGGUUGACGGGAUUUACAAUUCUACGUUGUUGGGGAUCAUGAUAAAUUGUGAAAACAUCUGUCUCCUUCAUACAGAAUGCAGAAGCGUAUUAUGUUGAUGUAGAAACGAGAAUACUUUAUUUGAAGUUAUGGUUGUUUCCAAAAAAGAGAUGAAGCUUUAUUUUUUCAACAAUAUUUUGUACUUGCUUUCUUGCAAAUUGUUUGCUCUCAUUCACUCCUUUCCACCUUGCGCCUGGGUUUUGCUUUUGUUUUGUAUUUGUUUUUUGGGUUGUUGUUUUUUUUUCUUGUUCAGUAUGGAUUGGUUGUUAUGGCGGAAAAAAUAUUUCUAAAAUCAAGUUAUGAUAAUUAGGACAUUCAUUUUCAAAGACAUUUUUGGGGUGUUUAUUUCAAGACGUUGAUUUAAAUUUCCCUGCUUGUGCAGAUUAACUUUUGUUUUAGUCUAGUGGUAUCCAGACUACUGUAGGAGAAUAUAAAUGCAGACUUUUAUGGGUAAGUUUAAGAUUUGUGAAAUCUACUUCUGGUUAAUAAUGGAAUAAUGUCCAACACUGUGGAGAAUUAAAACAGCCCAGCAUCUAUGGAGGGGUCUAGUGAAAUCAGGCAUUCUUCUCUCUAAAGUAUUGCGUAUGGACUCGUUUCAAGUUGUAGUGCGUAGUAGCAUUAGAUACACUUUUCUUUUCCUCUAUCGUUAGAUAUUUGGUUUCAACUUGAGAGUGAAGUUGUUGCUCGAUUGUAGAUGAAUAAAUUCCAUUUUGUUAUACAAAGGCAUUGAAAAAAUUAUAUGCAUCAAUAUAAUAUACUUGGUUUUUAUAACAAUUAUACUCCAGUUUAUUAAAUUAAUGUUUUUUCGCCCCCCCACUCAAAUUCCAACGAUGAAUGUUUUUCUUUAUGAUGGCGUGUUUUAAUUAAGCUUUGCUCUAUUGGAUUGACAGUGUGGACGAAUGUUGUGUUGGGUUUCUGUUGUUGUAGUUGUUGUUGAGACUUUGCCUCCACUCCACGCGUCGAGGGAGUCUGCGGGGCGACAAAGUGGCGUUGGGUCUCAACUGUUUGCAUUGCCUGGUUCGUUGCCGUGUAUCAAAAGUUGUCAUGUGAGAAGCGACGAGUAUGACGACAGAAGAGCUUUGUUAUGAUGAUUAGCCUGCUCAAGAGUAGAUUUCUAUCUCUACCUCACCCCCCCACCUCAGCUUGAGCUUCAUUUUGUCAUUCCCUCCUUCAUCCUUUUAUUAUGAUUAUAAUUAUUAUUACUAUAACAAUUACUACUAUUACAAUAAUUAUUAUUCUUUUUGAAAGGAAAAAUCAGUAUGUGUGUAGGUUCUUGUCCACAGCCCUUCUUUUGUUGAAAAAAGCCCUUAUAUGCAAAGUGAAGUGAUACGUUAUUCUAUUUUAAUUUUUCGUUUGCAAGCAAUAUGUAACAUGAAGUAAUAUUUAUGUACUUAAAAAAAAAAAAUUUUUGUCAGCGCACUUCGUUGUUUCGUCUAAAGUUGAAUGAAGGAAAGAUGUAUUUUUUGCAGGUUUCUGCAAAACUUAUCGUGUUUCAUGAAUUUUCUUUUUUUUUUUUUUUGGUGGAUUUUUUUUUCCUUUCAAUUUUUAAAAGAAAUGAGUGUUUUACAGACAUUAUUAUUAUUAUUAUUAUUAUUAUUAUAAUUGUACAUAAAAUGCUUACUUGGUAAUGACUAUAUUCAGUAUGCUAUAUGCUAGGAAUACAUGAUGUUUCUGUGUCUAGCGGGGCGGGGUGUGUGCUCCUGCGUGUUUGUUGCUGGGGGCCUGCUCUCCUCCCCCGCGGCGCGACCAGCACGGACACCUUCAUUUGUUCAUGCAAUAUGUGUACAUGUAGUCUCUCCUCUCGAGAUCUCGAGAACAGUGUCGGGUGACUUUUGUUGUGGAAAUUUCUCUCGUGGAGAAAACUUACACAUUGGUCUUUGUGACAUGUAUUUUUACAACAAUGCGUUUCUUCCCACCCCUCCCCUCCUCCUCAUUGUCCUCAUCCCCCCCCCCCCCCCUCCUUCACUCACUCCUUGGACAACUGUCCUCACUCCCAACCUCCUAUUUGAUUUCUCAAAGUUCAGUGUGCAAGCUUUUGCUACGAACGUGUACAUAUACUGGUCUGCUGUUAUUUGAAUGCAAUUUGAUGUUGUUUCAUGUGGUUUUGACUUUUUAGUUUAUUUCUUUCUUUUCUCUUUUUUUUUCUUUUUUUUUUUUUUUUUGAAAAUGUACAUUGCAUUACAUCAGGGGUUUUAGUGGUUGUAUAUUGACGUUUAUCUUCAUAUUUUUUUGUUUGUAUGUUUUUGUUUUGUUUGUUCUUUUCUUCUUUUUUUUUUUUUUUGGUCAUAUUUGAUUGAAAUUCCAUUUUACAUUAUACAAAAUGUAUCUUUUGAACAAUGCAGCAUGAUGAUUGCUAAACAAAGAUAAAAAAAACGAUCUGGUAUGUAAAUAGCUUUCCUCCUUUUGUCGUAUUGUAUUGCAUUCUGACUGGAUUUUAGUUUUCCGUUUGGAAGCUAUGUGCCCACCACCAAUGAUGUCAGCUUUUGUUUUUCUCUGUAGGGUUUGUUGUACAAGAAACUUGUAAUGUAACCAUUGACAAAAUAUGUUCUCGUGACCUCUCCAUGCUUAGGGUUUGUGAAGUUGUCCGUCUAUAAUUCAUGCUAAAACUGAUGAUACGUGCACUUUUUAUGAUUUUUGAACUUACAUUCUUCAGUUGUCAUCUCUAGUACUGAUCAAUAGAUUGUAAAACCAUAAGAUAAUAUACACCAAUAUUCAUCAUUGUAUUACGUUGAAUGCUUGUGAUUUAUGUGAUUUGUUUUACACGUAGUACCAUCUGUGUGUGAUCCAUUCUGAUCAGUGUAUCCAUGAAUAUUGACAGCUGUGGAAAUUAGGGAGGGGGGGGAGCGGUGCGAAACCAACGGAAUACUAUUUAAAAAAUUUUUUUUUUUAGCAUCAUGUUCAGUCACUGUUAAGGUAUCUUUUUUUUUUUAACACGAUCUGUCUGCACAAAGUGAAGUCUCCGGCCUGCCUUGAGAUCUAGACUACCGCAGCCUGCCACGUUGCCCUCGGUGUUUUCUAUAAAUAAACGAACAUCUUAAUUGUCUGCUCGUGUACCGGUAUAAGAAGACAAUGUUGUUGUUGUUGUUGUCGCUGAAUUUGUUGUUUCUUGCGCAAUGAGAGAUCAGCAGAUACUGCCGCAUGAAAGAUGGGUACAUUUCUACUUUUUGUAGUGUGAGAACAAGGGUCCCCCUCCCACCUCGUCGUCGUCCUCCUCCUCCUCCUCCUCUCACGCAGAGUAAAGACAGUAACAUUUUUACCACAUUCUCUCUCAUUGCUUGGAUUUUCAGGGCUGGCAUUACUACUACUACUACUACUAGUGAAACGAAGCAGGGUCAUGCCUUCAGCAUUAUUCUUCUCAUCAUGUGUAAUAAUACUUUCUGUAGAUUUUUUAACAUGCACAAACAUGUUUGUUUGCAUAUCAUCGUUGCCCUGCUAAAAGGUUCAAUAUUACAUACAUGCUAAAUGGUUAGUCAAAAUGGAUGCAGUGAUCAGAACAUGGCGCAGGGAGUGUGAAGUCGGUCCUCCUCUCUCUUCUCCCCCCCCCCCCCAAUGUUUACUUUUAGUUCUAGACCUGCCGUUUGUCUUUAGUUCCGUGUGCGUUUGUUUGUGCGUAAAUGAUUGAAUGAGGCAGCAGAAAAAAAUCUACUACGUGUUCUACUUAACAAACCACUUUGAUUGAACUAACCAGAAUGAUUAUAUAAAUGAUGAGAAACCUUUGUGCGCGCUCCCGAGUCGUGGCGUUUUCGGGUGAGAAGAAUCAGGGAGCAACUGAAUAAGCGGGAUGCUUGCGUUGCAAUUAAAACUAACAAAUUUAUUAUGAUCCCCCCUCCGUUCCCUCCUUUAUUGGAGCUCAGGGUAGUUGACAAUCUGUAGCGUCCCCACGUCAUGUUUUCCCCUCUCCCUCCUUCCCUCCCUCCUCCAGGGAAGUGGCAUGCUGGUUCCAAAGAUUAAAAUGUCCUAAAUCGGUCCCUGUGGUUUUAUGUGCAAAAAUAAACAGGAAAUUCUGCAAACUGAGCCCAAAAAUGUGAAAUUAUGCAAUUCUGUUAAUUUUAACAAAGAAUGAUAAAGGAAAAUAAUAAGAAAUUAUGAACAAAAAUAAUCAAUUUUGGUUAAAUUAUGCGGGGUGCAUAAGACCCCGGGGACAGCUAAAUACACGAGCAAUGUUUUCUGUUUGUGGAAAUGAAGAUAAAAGCCAAAGGUCAGGCGGUUUGUAGAGUGCUCGUGUUGAUUGUUAAUUUUAUAGUUUUGUCAAGUACGGUAGAGCUUUCCUCAGAAGUUAUCAUGUUUAUUUUUAACCCCCAGUAAAAUACAUUUGAUCAGAAUAAACGUUUUGGUCCAGAAGGAGAGAUAGGUAUCAGUUUGGACCGUUAUAAUCACUAUAUAUUUCUCAGCUUGCAUAAGCCAUGGCAUUGGGUCUUUUCUAGUCGUGUUGGAUAUUUUAUGAAGAGCCAUCUGUCCCUUCCCAUUCUUUGGAACGUUGAAAC